AUGUUAGUGACCAACAAGAGCCACCACAACAGCAACAACAGCAACAAGAACAGGAGCAGUAGUUGCCACUGCAAUUGGUCCCGACUGAAGCUCAGCCUGCUGCUCAUUAGCUGCCUGCUCUAUGAUGGCCAGGUUGAAGCCUUGGCGCCCAGCUCAACGGUAUCGUCCGCCCUGUUAACGGGCCAACAACUGGCGCCGUGGCAAACCACAGCCGCCUUUGCCACCCAGACGGCAGCUGCCACAGCGGCGCCCGCAGCGCGUAAUCUGUAUGCGCCGUAUCAGACCUUUACCCAGCAGGAUGAUGUCAGCUUUAAGGAUGUGCGCCAGCGCAACGAUGGCAGCCUGGUGCAAUCCUUUGGUUCCUAUCGCACGGCGCGUCAAUCGACGGCUGGUGCCGCACAGCGUCGCUCCGAUGUUGAGAUCAUUCCGGCGCCCAGCGUGGAGCUGCCCCAAAGCGAGCUGAUAACCAUACCCAAGCAGCUAGUGCCCACGUUGCCGGAGAAUGUAACGCGUCAGGGACGCAAACGUAACUAUAUGUACAUACCGCUGCAGCCGGAGGCGGAUACAAGCGCUGCCGCAUCCCUGCUCCAGCUGCGACCCAGUCGCAAUGCCACGCUGUCCGCGCUGGGGCCACCAGCCGAAGGCAUUGCCGCAGUGGCACAUGAAUUUGGCGCCGAGCUGGCAGACCAGGCAGAGCAGCAAGCCCCACCGGAACGCACCGAGCGCAGCGAUCUGGUAGCUGCGGCCAGCUCCACGGACAAGCUGGAGUAUGCGGAGCCGGAGCAUACCAGCCGGCGGGUGGGCUUUCAGUUUCCCAGCUACAGUCUGAAGCCGUCCAAUCCGUUCUACCCGCAGGGCUAUCGCGAGGACAGCCCCAUCUUCGAGGAGAACAUCGGGGGCGGCGGCUACGAUCCGCAGCCCUACAGCGAGGAUGCCGCGCCCACACAAUACGAGACGCACGAGACGCGCCACACGCGUCAAUUGUACUUCGACUCGGAUGUCUCGCCGUCCAGCUUUGAGUUUCCUGGUUUGGUGGCCAACUCCAAGCCGCACACACUGAAUGCAGCUGUGGCGGCGGGCAAACAUUAUCGCGAUGAUGUCACCAAAUUUGGCGAUAUCAAUGGACCCAUCACCGCAGUGCCGGGGCGUUUGCAGCGCGGCCUUUACUUUGGCGAUACGGAAUUCCGCACCGGACCCAGUCCCAUGCGUCAGUUUGGGCCGCAGAAGGCGUUCAAUGAGUAUGUGGCACCCGGUGACUAUCAGAGUUCACGCAAGAGUCGUUAUUUCCCAUACAAAUCUUCACGCAGUCCCAGAGUUGUGUUCCCCAGCAAUGACAAUGUCGGCACCACCGGGCCAAGCGGCUCCAGCGCACCAUCCGGUACGGGAGUCUACUUUAGCGACAAUAUUGCUUUCAGAGAUCAAAACUUUGGCAUUAACGAACUGGCUGCCGUUCAGGAUGUGCGCAACGAUUUUAGUCUACAAGAUUUGGAUAGCGCAGCUGAGGCCACCAGCAGCCCCCAAUCGGCUAGCACAUUCAAGGAGAAAGUCGACACCACAACGGACAUGGAGUGCCAGCAUCGCGGCGGUACUUGCGAGUUCUUUUUAGGCUGCUGGAUAUCCGGCGGCCUCAUACAGGGCACCUGCAAUGGAUUGCUGCGCGGCUGUUGCCAUCGCACGGCCAAAUCGGCCAAUUUGCGCAGCUCGGACUAUGUGGGCAAUACGGUCGAUCUGACCGAUCUACCGCAAAAGAACUUUGGACCGGUCAACAACGAACCCAGUUGCGGCAUUUCGCUGGCUAAGCAGACCGCACAGCGUCGCAUUGUGGGCGGCGAUGAUGCCGGUUUUGGCUCCUUUCCCUGGCAAGCCUACAUACGCAUCGGCUCCUCGAGAUGCGGCGGCUCGCUGAUCUCGCGUCGUCAUGUGGUCACUGCCGGUCAUUGUGUGGCACGUGCCACGCCCCGUCAGGUGCACGUCACGCUGGGCGAUUAUGUCAUCAACUCUGCCGUUGAACCGCUGCCAGCCUACACUUUUGGCGUGCGCCGCAUCGAUGUGCAUCCAUAUUUUAAGUUUACGCCGCAAGCGGAUCGCUUUGAUGUCUCCGUCCUGACGCUGGAGCGCACCGUGCACUUCAUGCCGCAUAUAGCGCCCAUCUGCCUGCCCGAGAAGAACGAGGACUUUUUGGGCAAGUUUGGCUGGGCUGCCGGCUGGGGCGCCCUGAAUCCCGGCUCUCGACUGCGUCCGAAGACGCUUCAAGCGGUUGAUGUGCCUGUGAUUGAGAAUCGCAUCUGCGAGCGCUGGCAUCGCCAGAACGGCAUCAAUGUGGUCAUCUAUCAGGAGAUGCUCUGUGCCGGCUAUCGCAAUGGAGGGAAGGACUCGUGCCAGGGCGACUCGGGCGGUCCUCUCAUGCACGAGAAAAAUGGCCGCUGGUAUUUGAUAGGUGUCGUUUCGGCGGGCUACUCCUGCGCCUCGCGUGGUCAGCCGGGCAUUUAUCAUCGUCUGGCCUAUACGGUGGACUGGAUAUCCUAUGUGGUUGGCCUGACAGCCAACAUUUAA
Molecule: messenger RNA, 2553 nt
Organism: Drosophila novamexicana
Lineage: Eukaryota; Metazoa; Arthropoda; Insecta; Diptera; Drosophilidae
Exons: 8
Coding region: 1-2553 (850 amino acids)
Biological process (GO): proteolysis
Molecular function (GO): serine-type endopeptidase activity
Source: RefSeq, a predicted model, not a curated record